Messenger RNA from Elaeis guineensis (African oil palm), 1088 nucleotides. RefSeq lists its product as uncharacterized. The record is from RefSeq and is a predicted model, not a curated record. NCBI's taxonomy places the organism in Eukaryota, Viridiplantae, Streptophyta, Magnoliopsida, Arecales, Arecaceae.
UGAUUUCCUUCCCUUUCCCCUCCAAAGCCGACGCCCACGCCCACGCCCACGCCCUGGGCCCAAAAGCCCUUCGCCCCCGAAAGCUUCGGAGAAGUGGAAGAAGGAGCAUGAGCUUAGCUCUCAUACAAGGCUACUCCUCCCCCGAAGAAGAUGAGGGAGGAGAGGAGAGACUCUUCUCUUCUUCCCUCAGCGAUGGGGACGAUGGUGACGAAGAAGAGAAGGCCGACGUGGAGGACGGGAUCUCUCACAAGAAUCUCUCCGGGGGAGAGAAGAAGAAACACAUCUCCAGUCGCCCCAGACCGACCUCCAAUUCCUUGCUCCCCUCCGCGCUCGACGCCUUUGCCGAGGUCACAGGGCCGCCGGAGUUUCUUAACAACCGACCAGGGGGCGUGGAGGAGACUCGGGAGGCUCUGGGGGUGCUAGAUCGGAGGGCGAGUGACAGGGCCAGAAGAGAGAAGAAAGAUCUCCCUGCCGGUGCUGUUGUGGAGGCCAAAGCUCAAUUGGUUGGCAUUCGUGACCGAGUGAGAAGUGAUGUAGAAGGAAGCUAUCCUUCAGGUUCUGCCACCAAAACAGUAUCUGAUAAUGGUAAGCGAGUGUUCUCUGCAGCAAAUCCUGAUGCCAAAGAUGCUGCUGAACUGCUAAGAGUAUGCGUACAGUGUGGGAUUCCAAAGACCUAUUCACAUGCCCGUGGCAUGACGUGCCCAGUUUGUGGAGAUCGCCCUCCUGCAGACCCAAAGAAAGAGCCUGAGAAGAAGAGGGGUUCCAGUGUCAAAGAGAAGGAGAAGAGUAAGAGGAUGAAGGGACAAUCGUCACACUCCACUUGGAAGAGCGAGACAGAGAUGCAACUGAGACAGCAAUAUGACUAGCAGAGGAGAAAUAAAGAGCCCUGGGAUGUAUAUUAAUAGAUGGAGAAUUACUUGAAUCUUGAUGCAAAAUAUUGUAAUUCCAUGAUAGAAUGAUUGGUAGAACAUCUGCAUAAUUUGGAUUUAUAACAUCAUUUUGUCCUUGCUGCAGCUAUUAUGAUUUUCCAUUGAACAGAAUCUAUUAACAUAGAUAUGAACUCUAGUGACAUGCUUGAUUUCUAUUAA